Messenger RNA from Phlebotomus papatasi, 1893 nucleotides. Its product is annotated as probable cytochrome P450 304a1. Gene Ontology annotation, molecular function: iron ion binding; monooxygenase activity; oxidoreductase activity, acting on paired donors, with incorporation or reduction of molecular oxygen. The record is from RefSeq and is a predicted model, not a curated record. Bases 165 to 1703 code for a protein of 512 amino acids. Lineage: Eukaryota; Metazoa; Arthropoda; Insecta; Diptera; Psychodidae. The transcript has 5 exons.
GAUUAGUCUUGUCUUGAGACUGGGGAGCUCUCCAAAGUAUUUAAAAGCCCCAUCGCAUUUUCUUUCAGUUGCGAUCGAGACGUCUACGGAUACAGUUCAAAUUGAAAGUGCAAAGAAAUAUAGUGAAUUAUAGUGAGAAGUUGAAGUUAAAAAAUCUUUAGACCAUGGCGUCUAUUAUCUUAAUUGGACUCACGAUAAGCCUGAUUCUCUACAGAAUCUACAAAUACAUGUUCUACCGGCCCAAGAAUUUUCCACCAGGACCACCUCGAUUGCCUUACGUAGGAUCAUACUUAUUCUUAUUACUUCUAAAUCGAAAAGAAAUCCAUAAAGGAGUUCUAUGGUUGACUAAGUGGUACAAAUCCAAAACGAUCGGCCUAUACGUCGCUGGGGCCCCUACAAUUAUUUGCAAUGACUAUGAAGGCACCAAAGAGAUCCUUACGAGAAGUGAAUUUGAUGGGCGUCCGGAUAUUUUCCUUGCUCGAAUGAGAGACCCUAAGAUGAAUCGUCGAGGGAUCUUCUUUGUCGAAGGACCGUUUUGGAAGGAUCAGCGACGAUUCACGCUAAGACAUCUCCGAGAUUAUGGAUUUGGAAGACGAUUUGCCGAGUUGGAGAUUGAAGUUAGAGAUGAAAUUUGUUUGUUCUUGGACAUCCUCAGGAACGGACCGAAAUAUCCUCAUGAACACAAAAUCAUGAAGAAUGGCUACGUUUUAGUACCAGAUAUCUUCUUUGCCUCCAUGAGUAAUGCGUUCUUGAAGAUCCUAUCAGGCGAAAAGUUCCCCAGAAGCGAGCAAGGAAUCCUAUACGAAACUGGAAGUGCCGGAAUGCAGUUCCAAAAAGCUGGUGAUGACUAUGGGAAGCUGUUAAGUGUUGUUCCAUGGAUACGACACAUCUUCCCGGAAAAGUCUGACUACGUCAACCUGAGAGAUGGCAAUGAAGGACUCUACAAGUUCAUCAAGUUAAUCGUAGACAAGCACGUUGAAACUUUUGACAACUCCCACGAGAGGAACUUCAUUGAUUUGUACAUCCGGGAGAUGAAGGCUCAGCAAGAGGAAGGGAUUAAAAAUCCUGUGUUUCACUACGAACAACUAAUCCUCAUCUGUGUGGAUUUCUUCUUCCCUGCGUUGACUGCUGUUCCUGUAACCAUUGGUUUCCUUAUCCAACGCCUUCUACUGCAACCAGAAAUCCUAAUAAAGAUGCAGAAAGAGAUUGACGAAGUUGUAGGCAGAGGAAGACUACCAGAACUCGACGACAGAAUUAAUCUACCCUACGUAGAAGCUACUAUUCGUGAAAUUAUGCGCCUUGAAACACUUGUUCCAUCAGCAAUUCCCCACAAAGCCGUCGUUGACACCAAACUCUUGGGAUACGACGUCCCUGAAGGAGCAUUUGUCGUUCCUGGACUGUAUGCCUUCCAUAUGGAUCCCAAACUCUGGGGAGAUCCUGAAGUCUUCCGGCCUGAAAGAUUCAUCGGGGAAGACGGAAAACUCUCCCUAAAGCUAGACAAAUCCCUCCCCUUCGGAGCUGGAAAACGACUCUGUGCAGGAGAAACCUUUGCCCGCAAUACUCUCUUCCUCAUGAUUUCAGCCUUGGCCCAAAACUUCAACAUCCGACAACCUCCAAACGAUAAACUACCUGACCUUUCCAAAACCAUCUGCGGCUUGAUAACUCUACCCCCGCAAUUUUGGAUUAAGUUUGAACCUCGCUAAAAAAUAUGCUUAUUUUGCGAGUUUUUGACACUUUUACUCUGUUUUUGUUAUACAAAAAACCCAUAUCAAAUUUAAAAAAAAAAUAAGGCCUAUAUAUAUAUGUGCAUCAUAUUCUAAUUUUGUUAUGACAUUUUAAUCUAAAAAACAAAAAUUAUUAUGAAGGAAAUAAAUGAAACUUCCGAUUAAUAAA